Messenger RNA from Trichoplusia ni (cabbage looper), 2447 nucleotides. RefSeq names its product CAP-Gly domain-containing linker protein 1-like. The transcript is spliced from 17 exons. NCBI's taxonomy places the organism in Eukaryota, Metazoa, Arthropoda, Insecta, Lepidoptera, Noctuidae. The record is from RefSeq and is a predicted model, not a curated record. The coding region runs from base 402 to 1952 and encodes 516 amino acids.
UCUAUCCAUGUAGAGGUGUUACGAACGAAUUUACAAGCGAUGCAUAAUCCUAUUUUAUCCAAUUUCGUGCUACGACUGUCUCAAAGUAGAAUUUGGACGAUAUUAUACUUUCUGUCAUUCUACAGUGUUUGUAAUAAAAGUGUGUUAUACGAAUAUACCAUUUUGAGUCCUUCCAUACGACGGACUCCGUGACAAAGGAACAUAACGUAUCUCUAUAAUUUAGUGUUUUUACACAUCGUAAAGUGCUAUAACUAGGAAUCAAACUUAAACAUUUACUUAAGUCCACAUCGGCUCCGAUCCUGGUGUCGGAUGCAUCAAUAGCGGACCUUGAGUCGCACCUGAAGAAAUGCCCCCCGUCGAAGCCAUGUCUGCGGCCGGUGGACUCGUCCAGCUGCUCGCUCAUGGGCUCCCCGAAGUGCCGGCGGGGGUGCCCCAGCAGGUGUGUUCCGAUGCAGGUGCCACUGCUCGCCAACAAGAUCAACUACGUUGAGGAGUUAUAUGUCAAUAAGAAAGUCAAGCAUGGUUCCAUUGUCCCGCUAGGUCGAUGCAUCAGGCAGCCGGAGUGUCCCGGGAGACGCGAGCCUCCGAAGCCAACCUGCUCUUCAGCCAUUAUGACGAAGAUAGAAAAAGAGGUGAUGAAUAGAGCAUGCGGCGGAAUUGUAAAGGACAGUACCGCCACGUGCAGCCUGGUGGACAGCGCGAGUCCGACUUGCGAUGCCGCGGACCGCGCCGAGUACUACUACAACAAACUGCUCUCCGCACAACAAAUUUUGGAGAACAGAGAAGAGACGAUCCGCGUGCAGGCGGGCAGCCUGGCCGUGGCCGAGGCGCGCAUCGCCACGUUCAGCGAGCGCGCCGCCGACCUGCGCCGGGAACUCGACAGGAAGGCCAAGGAGUGUCAAAAUCUCCGCAAAUCUUUGGAAGCUUGCAAAGUUGAAAAGUGUGACGCCUGUAUAAUCACAGAUAAACAGAUGGGGCAUCAGUAUGACAUAGUCAGCACGUUGCAGGACAAUUUAAGUGUCAUCGAGGAACUUUACAGAGAAUGUUUCUAUGAGACGGCAAAGCAAGAAGACCUGAUAGAAAUGCUCCGCAAAUCGUACCUGGAUGUGCGGCUGAUGGACAAACAGAAAGCGGACCAGAUCGGACGGCUGCAGACCGUCAUCAACACGCAGAAAUGGUCCCUGGAUAGGUGUCAGGACAUCGCCUUAGAAGUGGAUAAUCUGAAGAUGGAAAUAUCAAACUUCCUUCACAGUUCCACAUCAACCAACAAUGACUCGGGUAUGUGGGAGCGCAGCGAGGACUCGUUCGUGUCGGCGCCGGGCGUGCAGGACGACCUGCAGGACAUCGUGGACCAGCUCCUGCGGCUGCAGGACAUUCUUAAUACCGACUGCACUUGUGGUUUAGAAGAGGAAAAUAAGAAGUUAAAACGGGAAAUCGAGUCACAAAAGUCUAAAAUAGAAGAGCUUAAUGCUAUGAUAUGUGGGCUGGAGUGCACCCUCGCGGCGAAGGAUGAAGCCGAUCAGAAGUACAAGAAAGACAUAGAGGUGAAGGAAGAGGAGUGUACAUGUUUAAAACAACAACUAGAGGCUUUAGAAGAACGAUGCAAGGAAAAGAAAAAUAAAUGUGAAGCUCUCACCGCGCAGCUGCAGUGUAUGGAAGAGAAACUGCAAGACAAUAUGACAGAGAUGUUACAGCUGCAGAAGCAGAACGAAUGUCAAGCCAACAGCAUCAAGGAACUUAGUGAGGAACUGGAGAAGGCCAAUCAAUUGAUUAAGGAGAACUGCAAAGUUCGCAGCGAGGUGUCGUUCCUGACGGCGCAGGUAGCGCUGUGGCGCGCGCAGCUGACGGACAGCGAGCAGCGUGUGCAGCAGCUGGAAGCCGACCUGGCCUGCGCCAGGGGACACUGCGAGCACAUCGAGGCUUGCUACAGGUGCACGGGUUUGCCUUGCUAACUUCGAUCUGUGUGUUUCCUUGCAUGUGGAGUAUCAUUCACGGACGUAGCCACAGUGGAGCAAGCUGGGACUCCUGCCUCACCCUGGCUCAGACCUGUAAAGUUGGCUGAUGCUCCACUCAGAGCCCGUGGUUUUCUACGCCCAUGAUAUUAUUGUUAGCGCAAAUUCAGAUUAGUGGCUACUGGAUGCCUCUCGACGCUUUAUCCCCGAUGAUCAGUCCUGAUACGAUUCGAAACUUGCGAUAUUUUUCAUUCAGCACUCAAAACAAGUAUUCCUUACUUCUUCACGUCGAGCAGACGGGCAAAGAAGCUGGACCAGCGCCAACCUCACGACCCGCGGUGACUUCAAACCGCAGACACUAGCGCACACUUAUCGUGAUAUCAGAAACUACCUUACAUAAAAGACGAUCGUUCUGUCUCACAUAUACGACUGAAGGAGUUACCAAAAUGAUAUCAUAUUAUUAUGGGGUAAGUAUAUUAUAAGUAACGUGUCUCG